Exophiala aquamarina CBS 119918 is the source of this 1653-nucleotide messenger RNA. Its product is annotated as aspartyl-tRNA synthetase. Gene Ontology annotation, biological process: aspartyl-tRNA aminoacylation. Gene Ontology annotation, molecular function: RNA binding; aspartate-tRNA ligase activity; ATP binding. The transcript is spliced from 2 exons. The record is from RefSeq and is a predicted model, not a curated record. Bases 1 to 1653 code for a protein of 550 amino acids. Lineage: Eukaryota; Fungi; Ascomycota; Eurotiomycetes; Chaetothyriales; Herpotrichiellaceae. Gene Ontology annotation, cellular component: cytosol; aminoacyl-tRNA synthetase multienzyme complex; cytoplasm.
AUGUCUGAAGCCUCCCUCCCAACCCAUGCGAAGGAGAAUCCCAAUGUUGCGGCUGAUGGUGCACCCUCCAAAAAUGCCCUGAAAAAGGCACAGAAGGAGGCCGAGAAGGCUGCGAAGAAGGCUGCAGCAAAGAAGGCUGAUGAGGAGAAGAGAGCGGCUCAGCAGUCCCAAGGGGCUGAAGAUACUGCAAAAGACAACUAUGGAACAACAUUACCCCCGGCAGUCGAAUACACGGAGUUGAAGAGCCUGAACGAUGACUAUGUUGACAAAGAAAUCACUGUCAGUGUGAGGAUACACAACAGCAGAGGUCAAAGUGCGAAGCUCGCUUUCCUGAUGUUGAGAGAACAAGGCAAAACUAUCCAGGCAGUCAUGGCUGCCACCGACGACUCUGUUUCAAAGCAAAUGAUCAAGUGGGCGAUGAGCAUCAAUGCCAAUUCCUAUGUCGAAGUCUCCGGGGUUGUCAAGAAGCCAGGUACUCCAAUCGCAUCUGCAACCAUCAGUGGCCUCGAACUGCAUGUCACCAAGAUAUACUUGAUCUCAUCCGCUUCUGAGGUACUCCCCAUGCAGGUGAAAGACGCCGAGCGUCCUCCACCAGCUACUGCAGAAGAGGGCACGGUCGAUGCCGAUGGAGCACCAAUUGUCACACUGAAGACCAGGCUUGACAACCGCGUCAUUGAUCUAGAGACAGAAUGCAAUCAAGCCAUCUUCACAAUCUCAGACGGUGUCGAAAAACUAUUCUCUGAGUACAUGUGGAAGAGCGGGUCAAGGAAAUUUAACACGCCUAAACUCCUUGGUGCUGCUACUGAGGGCGGCUCAGGCGUGUUCGAAGUCAGCAAUUACUUUGGAAAGAGUGCAUACUUGGCGCAGAGCCCUCAGCUGUAUAAGCAAAUGCUCAUUGCAGGCGACUGCAAGAGCGUAUUUGAGAUUGGACCUGUUUUCCGAGCUGAGAACAGCAACACCCAUCGCCAUAUGACAGAAUUCACUGGCCUUGAUUUCGAAAUGGUCUUCAAGCGCCACUACCAUGAAGUGCUCGAAUUUGCCGAGCAGCUGAUCGUCUUCAUCGUCAACGAACUCAACGCCAGAUAUAAGGACGAGAUUACCGUUAUUCAGAAGUUCUUCCCACGGGCUGGAGAUUUUCGUAUCAAGGACAACAAGGCCCUCCGUCUCAAAUAUUUUGAUGGAAUCAAGAUUCUCCGCGACGCUGGCGUUGAUACUACGGAGCAGGACAACUUCGUGACCGAUCUGACGACUGCACAGGAGAAGAAGCUGGGACAGCUGAUUCGUGAAAAGUAUGACACCGAUUUCUACGUUCUCGACGAAUUCCCCAUGGUUGUCCGGCCAUUCUACACCAAACCCCACCCUACCGAUCCCAAUCUCUCCAAUUCGUAUGAUUUCUUCAUGCGCGGAGAAGAGAUAAUGUCUGGCGCCCAGCGGAUUAACGAUGCAGCGGAAUUAGAGGCGUCGAUGAGGGCCAAAGGCGUCGAUCCGGCUUCUCCAGGCUUCGUUGACUAUGUCGAUGCGUUCAGGCAAGGCUGCAAGCCCCAUGCUGGAGGUGGUUUGGGAUUGAACAGAAUUGUUCAGUUCUUCUUAGGCUUGGAUAAUGUUAGGCAGGCGACUCCGUUCCCCCGCGACCCCCAAAGACUGCGGCCUUAG